This is a messenger RNA of Ahaetulla prasina, 1648 nucleotides long. RefSeq names its product beta-1,3-galactosyltransferase 9 (gene B3GALT9). Gene Ontology annotation, molecular function: hexosyltransferase activity. Lineage: Eukaryota; Metazoa; Chordata; Lepidosauria; Squamata; Colubridae. Gene Ontology annotation, cellular component: membrane. The record is from RefSeq and is a predicted model, not a curated record. Bases 229 to 1344 code for a protein of 371 amino acids. The transcript has 2 exons.
UCCUCUGGUAUUACACUGCCUUUGCUCGGAUUCAAAACACGAUGGAAAAAAAAAAAACAAUUUAAAAAGAAUGCUGAACUUGGUGACUGACACAAGAGAAAUUCUAUCCGGGUGUGCUUUUCUACAUGAAAUGCUACUCCAAUUGCAAAAACAUUCCCCGUGCAUCCAAAGCUGCACAGGAACAACCUCCCGACUUCAAACAUUCCAGCGUCGUCUCCAUAAAAGACCAUGCAGCUGAUUUUCUGUCGGCUCCGAACUCACCAGUGGUGUUUUAUGCUCUUCAACGUGGCCCUUUUCCAUAUUUUGCUCUUCGGAGCCGAUCUCGUGGAAGAAUAUUUCUUACAAGCCAUCCCCACCACUUACACGGAUACCAAAGUCCUCAGAGCUCGGGAAAGAGCCCGGAUACUGGACAUGUCCUCCAUGAAAACCAACAUCUCCCAGGCUUAUGUUAUUAGCCACCCGGAAGCCUGCUCCAACCGAGAGAUCUUCCUGUUGGUUCUCAUCUUUAGUAGCCCCCAAAACCUAUCCAGGCGCAACGCAAUUCGGAAAACAUGGGGCAACGUGACCCACAUCCAAAGUUACACCGCUCUGAUCUUGUUUGUGUUGGGCAAGCCGUCUUCACCUACCGCCCAAGUGGAGGUCAUCAAAGAAUCAAGCCAACAACAGGAUCUAAUCCAAGGAACCUUUCUUGAUACCCCUGAGAAUCAGACACUGAAGAUCAAGAGGGCUAUAGAGUGGACCGUAACUUUUUGUCCCGAGGCCAGGUUCAUUCUCAAAGUAGACGAGGACAUGUUUGCCAACCUCCAAACCUUGGUUGAAUAUUUGCUCAACUUAAGAACUCAUCCUGAGGACAUCUAUCUUGGAAGGGUGAUUCACCCGAACGUCCCCAACAAAGAAUUCAGCAACGGCAGUUUGACCUCCGUAAAAAAAUAUCCUGGAUGGUAUUAUCCCAACUACUGCAGUGUCACGGCCAUGGUCAUCUCACAAGAUGUUGCUCGGAAGAUCUACGUAACUUCUAGGGAAGUUCCUCCUUCCCUGCCCCCUGGCAUUUUUGUGGGCGUCUGUGCAAGGGCAGCCGGCGUGGUGCCUAUGCAUAGCUCUCGGUUUUCCGGGGAGAGACGUAUCUGGUACAACCGAUGCUGCUAUAAAUAUAUUUUCACUUCCACGGUGUCAGAGACCAGCCAGCUUCUCCAAGAAUGGGAGGAAAUGAAAGGCGAUGAAGACUGUACCUUACUGGAAACCUAUUAUGGGCUGGUAUCCUGCAAAAUCAUGACGUAUCUAGACGGGUUGAAAGAUUCCAACGUCAACGCCGUUCAGAAAGAGCCCCUGUAUUUUUCCGAUUAGAAGAAUCAAAUAUAAUAGUAUCUCCGUUCGACUUUCUCACAGGCCUACACCCGAUCUUAUGUAUUGGUAUUGUGACGCUUUAGCAUCCUUCUGUGGCUUUGCAUGUGUGGAGGUUGUCCUCGGCUUACGACCGCAAAAUUUAUGCUGCUAAGUAAGGAUUUUGUCAAGUGAGUUUUACCCCAUUUUAUGACGUUUCUCUUUGCCUUUGUUAAGCGGAUCACGGCAGUUCUUUUAUUAGUGACGCGGUUGUUAAGUGAAUCUGGUUUCCCGGUUGACUUUGCUGGUCGGAAGGUCUCAAAAUUGU